Molecule: messenger RNA, 843 nt
Organism: Symbiodinium necroappetens
Lineage: Eukaryota; Dinophyceae; Suessiales; Symbiodiniaceae
Source: the annotation of a GenBank genome assembly
AUGCUUCAGAAUCCCGACACGCUGCUGUCCGUGCUGGAGCUCAACCAAGAUGAGCUCAUCACGAGUCGCUGGAGGCGUUUUGCCUUCCAAGCAAUGCGGAUGUUGGCGCGAGCUUCGCCGGCGCUGGUGAUCUAUGGCGGCACAAUUAGCUUGCUGGUCUGUGCGAUUUGCCAAUAUCGCUGGGGCGUGCUGCUAGCCCUGACGCUCUUCACCUUCUAUAUGCUUCACUUGUGCGUGACAUUCCUGAUUUUCGCCGCGGUUGGGCUGAUGAGGGUUUUUCACGCAAGCAAGGAGGACUGGGCUGCCCGUGCAGCGGCCCUGCAGCCUGCUUCAAAUGCUGAUGACGAGGAGGACAUUACAACGCGCGACGUGCUGCAUGUGGUGAUGCUUCCAACAUUCUGCACCCCCUUGACGGUGCUGGAGCAUACGUUGACUUCGUUGGCUCAGUACAGCCAGGCAAAAGGGCAGCUGGCCGUUUGCUUGGCAUUCGAGGAGCGUGAAGAAGAAGCGCAAGAGAAGGAAAAGUCUUUGAGACAGAUGUUUGCUGACACGUUUUUCUUCAUCCAUGCGACGUACCAUCCCUCCAACCUUCCAAACCAUCUGCCUGGAAAGUCUUCCAACGAGUGCUGGGCUUUUCAACAGCUGUGCAGAGAACUGGAAGAGGUCUACCAGAUUAUGCCGGAGGAUCCCAGGGUUGUCAUCACGGUCAUAGAUGACGACUCUGACAUGCAUUCCAAGUACUUCGAGGCGCUGACACACCACUUCGUGGCAGCAGGCCCCAGCAGAAGGCAAAUGACUCAGGGCCAGAGAAAGUCUGUGCUGCGUCGAGGUCUCAAUCAUUAG